AUGACCGCGUCUCAAGACGAAAUCGUCGCUCUAGCGGCCGGAGCCUCGACGGGGAUUAUUGCGGACGUGAUUCUUUUUCCUUUAGAUUUUCUCAAGACGCAUGCUCAGGGCAAAACUCCGUCUUCUGCCACAGCGGCCGCUCCUCCUGCAGCUAAUAGUGUGGCUAGAGGGUUAAUAGGCAGGGCAGAUGGCGCCUCAGGUUCUGUGGCAUCGUCGGGUCAUACUUCGGCCUUGCCCCAAUCCAAGUCACCGACACCAUGCAAGUCUUUAGAUGCUGUGCGUCAGUGCGGGAGGCCCAGUGGCUUGAGUGCAUGCUACAGAGGGAUUGCAGCCCUGGCGAUGGGGAGCAUGCCUUCCUCUGCUGGGUUCUUCUUGGUCUAUGAAGUGGCGAAGGUCAAGCUAAAAUCACUAGAUUCUUGCUCGUCACACACGAUGACGCACAUCCUGGCCGCUGCAGUAGCGGAGGCGAGUGCUUGCGUCAUUCGCAAUCCUUUCGAGGUUGUGAAGCAGCAGGUACAACUAGGCCUGUAUGAAUCCACUCCCGAAGGCUUUGCCGCUGUAUGGCGGCAUGGAGGAACCCGCGGAUUUUUUGUGGGCAUGGGCGCAUCCAUGCUUCGAGACGUGCCUUUUGCCGCACUCCAGCUUUCUAUUUGGGAAUGGAUGAAAUUGAAGACUCUCGGGGAAAGCCCACCUCAUACCCGCUUUUCUACGGUGGUUUCUGGAGCGGCAGGAAUGGUUUCAGGGGCAAUAGCUGCUCUAGUAACUACGCCAAUGGAUGUAGCGAAGACAAGGCUGAUGACUCAGAAACCAGGGACUCAGCAGUACCGAGGCCUCUGCCAUUGCCUGCGCAUAAUGCUGCGGAAUGAGGGCAUCUCGUCGUUGUUCCUUGGGGUUAAAAUGCGUUGCCUAUGGGUUGCACUCGGGGGUGGCAUCUUCCUUGGGGGCUACGACGCGUUUAAGGCCUGCUAUGGCCAGCUCUUUGAGCGUUACAAUCUUUUUGAAAAGCGGCCUUGCGGAGACUGCUCGCAACUUGUGGGAAUUUCACAGCCGUCGUGCGAGCUGGCCAGCAGAUCCCCUGAUGCCCCCAAUUAA
Cyclospora cayetanensis is the source of this 1092-nucleotide messenger RNA. Its product is annotated as S-adenosylmethionine mitochondrial carrier protein. Gene Ontology annotation, cellular component: mitochondrial inner membrane. The record is from RefSeq and is a predicted model, not a curated record. The transcript is spliced from 7 exons. Gene Ontology annotation, molecular function: S-adenosyl-L-methionine transmembrane transporter activity. Bases 1 to 1092 code for a protein of 363 amino acids. NCBI's taxonomy places the organism in Eukaryota, Apicomplexa, Conoidasida, Eucoccidiorida, Eimeriidae.